Molecule: messenger RNA, 1530 nt
Organism: Aspergillus melleus
Lineage: Eukaryota; Fungi; Ascomycota; Eurotiomycetes; Eurotiales; Aspergillaceae
Gene: dhh1
Product: DExD/H-box ATP-dependent RNA helicase DHH1
Exons: 4
Coding region: 1-1530 (509 amino acids)
Biological process (GO): cytoplasmic stress granule assembly; P-body assembly
Cellular component (GO): cytoplasmic stress granule; P-body
Molecular function (GO): ATP binding; RNA helicase activity; mRNA binding
Source: RefSeq, a predicted model, not a curated record
AUGGCCGAUGCUCUUGCCUCACAAUUGAACAAUACAAGCUUAGGAGAAGCAAACUCGGAGGGGAAAUGGAAAGAGCAAAUAAAAGCCCCUGUUAAGGAUGGAAGGCCGCAAACUGAGGAUGUCACUGCUACCAAAGGGCUUGAAUUCGAAGACUUUUAUAUCAAACGCGAGCUUAUGAUGGGCAUUUUCGAGGCUGGCUUCGAAAAGCCUUCGCCAAUCCAAGAAGAAACGAUCCCGGUCGCCCUUACUGGCCGAGAUAUCCUGGCGCGAGCGAAGAAUGGUACGGGAAAAACGGCAGCUUUCGUCAUCCCUACGCUGGAGCGCAUCAACCCAAAGAGCACAAAAACACAGGCCUUGAUCCUAGUUCCAACAAGAGAGUUGGCCCUUCAAACAUCUCACGUUUGCAAGACUCUGGGAAAGCAUCUGGGAAUCAAUGUGAUGGUAACUACUGGAGGAACUGGCUUGAUGGAUGACAUCAUCAGAUUGAAUGAUGCCGUUCAUAUUCUUGUUGGAACCCCGGGAAGAGUAUUGGACCUGGCCAGCAAAGGGGUUGCCGAUUUGUCGGAAUGCCCUACCUUUGUCAUGGAUGAGGCCGACAAACUGCUGUCGCCUGAAUUUACCCCCGUUAUUGAGCAGCUCCUUUCGUUCCACCCCAAAGAUCGUCAGGUCAUGCUCUUCAGUGCCACAUUCCCUUUGAUUGUGAAGUCAUUCAAGGAUAAACACAUGCGCAAUCCCUACGAAAUCAACCUGAUGGACGAGCUCACUCUCCGCGGUAUCACUCAGUACUAUGCAUUUGUUGAGGAGAAACAAAAAGUCCACUGCCUGAACACGCUCUUCUCCAAGUUGCAAAUCAACCAGUCGAUCAUCUUCUGCAAUUCAACGAAUCGAGUGGAACUUCUUGCCAAAAAAAUCACAGAGUUGGGUUAUUCCUGCUUCUACUCACACGCCAGGAUGCUCCAACAACACCGCAACCGGGUUUUCCACGACUUCCGAAACGGUGUCUGCCGCAACCUUGUCUGCUCCGACUUGCUGACCCGUGGUAUUGACAUUCAAGCCGUAAAUGUCGUCAUUAACUUUGACUUUCCCAAAAACGCCGAGACCUACCUUCACCGAAUUGGCCGAUCCGGUCGUUUUGGGCACUUGGGUCUCGCGAUCAAUCUUAUCAAUUGGGACGACCGGUUCAAUUUGUACAAGAUUGAGCAGGAACUGGGGACUGAAAUCCAGCCCAUUCCGCAAAACAUCGACAAGAAGCUCUAUGUAUACGACUCGCCGGACACCAUCCCUCGCCCUAUUGCAAACCCUACACCGGCAAACCCGGCAGCAAGCACAGCUUAUAAUCAGGGCCCUUCGGAUCGUCGCCACAACCAUCACUCCAAUGGCAAUCACUAUCAGUUUAGCCGAGGGCGAGGCUCAUACCGAGGAGGUCGCGGGCAGGGUCAGCGCCGCAAUGUGCAGAACGAAACAAAUAAGCUUAACGCUCCUCACAGUCAGCAGCAGGGUGGUAAACCCCCGGCAGCACAAGUGUCUUAG